Molecule: messenger RNA, 642 nt
Organism: Lachnellula hyalina
Lineage: Eukaryota; Fungi; Ascomycota; Leotiomycetes; Helotiales; Lachnaceae
Exons: 1
Coding region: 1-642 (213 amino acids)
Source: RefSeq, a predicted model, not a curated record
AUGGUGGAGCUCAAGACAGCAAACCUCAUCCCAGAGAAUUCCUCUCCGGGGCCAGAUAGCAAGGGCCAUUUCAACCUCCUUGCUGUCGCUCCUACCGACGUCUGGCGCAAACCUCCCAGCAUCGACAAUUUCAACGCGCCCAUCAUCUACCACUCGAUCCCCAUCUCCUCGUUCAAAUCCGCCCACGUGACGGCAAAAGGCGAAUGGAUGACGCUCUAUGACCAAGGCGGCCUCUUCCUCGUGCUGCCGCCGAAGAAAGGGAGUGAGCAGAAGCGCUGGAUCAAGUCUGGCGUCGAGUUUUACCAGGGCAAGCCGAUGAUGAGCGUCGUGGCUGCGGACGAGUGGGCCGAUUGGAGCUUGUUGUCGCUGGCUACGAGGGGGGAGGAGAGGAAUGGGAGCGUGACGGUGGAGUUUGAGAGGGAGCAGGAAGAGGAUGGGAGUUGGGGGAGUGUGUUGAGGGUUUUGCUUGUGGGCAGGUUUGGGGUCAAGACGCCGAUAAGGGAGAUCAGUUGGGCCUUUUGGGACGUUGAUGAGAGUGAGGAGUUAUGGGUUGGAAUGUAUGCUGCUAAGCCCAUUAGUGAUGCGAGGGACAAUUUGGCUGUCCAGUUUGAGGAUUUCGUCGUUGAGGCGAGGACGGAUUGA